AUGGCCGACAGCUCACCUACGCAACUGGGCGCAUGCGUAGGGGAUUGCGAAAAGAAGACUAUUUUAGAAAGACUGCUUAAGAGCCGAAAGUUCACCGUCCAAGAUGUGUACAUUGAUUUUUUCAAUAAUAAGACGCACUAUCCUUUACAUCACAUAACAAACACGGCAAAUCACGUGAUCAAUGUGAUCUAUUAA
Messenger RNA from Spodoptera exigua (beet armyworm), 195 nucleotides. Lineage: Eukaryota; Metazoa; Arthropoda; Insecta; Lepidoptera; Noctuidae. The record is from the annotation of a GenBank genome assembly.